AUGUCAAUAAAGAAAAUUAAAUACGAAUAAUUAAAUGAUUUUUUAUCAUCUGAGUUGAUACACCAUGAAUUCUUGCAUUUAGAUUUUAUUAAAAACACAAUUGAUUAAUAAGGCUAAUCUCAAUUAGGAUCUUCUUUUACAAAUUGCAUUAACUUAAAAUCUUUGGAAAUUGACCUUGAGUUUAAUAAAAUCAAUGAUCUAGGCUUAUCAGCUAUAGUUAAGCCUCUUUACCACUGUAAAAAUAUUUCUAAUUUAGAAUUAUACAUUGGCUCUAACAAUAUAACAGCAGAAGGAGCUCUAUAAUUAGGAAAUUCACUUUCAAAGUGUGAUAAUCUCUAAACAUUGAUAAUCCAGUUAGCAAGAAAUAAAAUUGGUGUUCAUGGCCCUUCAAACUUGGUUUCGUCAUUAGCUGAAUGCAAAAAUUUAUUAAGUUUGACAGUUUAUUUGGGCUCAAAUUCAAUUGGUUAACAGGGAGCAAUUGACCUGGGUAUAGCCUUAUCAAGAUGCAAAUAAAUUCAAACUUUAUUUCUUUAAUUAUCUAACAACAAAAUUGGUGAUGCUGGGUGUUAAGGCUUGUGCUCUCAAAUAUAAAGCUGCUAAAAUUUGAGAAAAUUAACCUUAAAUCUUUAGUAGAAUAAUAUUGGUAAUUAAGGGAUAUCGUUUGCUGGAAAUAUUUUUUCAACUUGCUCAAACUUAUCAACAAUUAAAUUAAAUAUGGACAAAAACAAUAUAGGUGAUUAGGGAAUAUAAGAAUUAGGAAAUCAAAUUCAGAACUGUAAAUCUCUCUAAAUCUUGGAACUCUCUAUUUAUAGCAAUAAUGUGGGUGAUUUAGGUUCUGAGUGCUUAGGAACUGCUUUAUCUUAUUGUCCAAAAUUAAUUGGCAUCAAAAUAGAUUUAGAAUCAAAUGACAUUAAUAAUCAAGGCAUUUUUAGAUUAGUGGCUGCAAUAUCAAAAAAUUAGAAUCUUUCAACUAUAAUCUUAUGUUUAGGUGGAAAUAAAAUAGAUCCUCAAAGUGAAAAAUAGCUGUUAAAAUUGACUUUGAAAAUGACCAAUUUAAUAAAGUUAAUUUUAUAUUUUACAGAAGAAAAAUCAUGCAAUACUUGUUGA
This is a messenger RNA of Tetrahymena thermophila SB210, 1107 nucleotides long. Its product is annotated as kinase domain protein. The record is from RefSeq and is a predicted model, not a curated record. Gene Ontology annotation, biological process: nucleocytoplasmic transport; activation of GTPase activity. Gene Ontology annotation, molecular function: GTPase activator activity; small GTPase binding. Lineage: Eukaryota; Ciliophora; Oligohymenophorea; Hymenostomatida; Tetrahymenidae. Gene Ontology annotation, cellular component: cytosol; perinuclear region of cytoplasm; nucleus. The transcript is spliced from 13 exons.